AUGAGUUAAGAAAAUAAAGAAGAAAUAAUUAAUCAUAUACUAAAAGCCACAACAUUUUGCUCAAAGAAGUGUGAUACAUUAAAAGUAGAUUAAUUUAAAGGAAAAGAGACAGAAUGCUUAAUUUAAUGUGGUUAUGGUUUUGCAGCCUCAAUUCAUUAUUAAGGAUAAUUCAUGAAGUAUUUAAUGGAGCAAACUGAAGGCAUGGAAGAAUGAAUAUUAUUUCUUAAAAAAUUAAUAUAAUUAUCCUAUAAACUUAAAAAAAA
Molecule: messenger RNA, 263 nt
Organism: Paramecium tetraurelia
Lineage: Eukaryota; Ciliophora; Oligohymenophorea; Peniculida; Parameciidae
Exons: 2
Source: RefSeq, a predicted model, not a curated record